This is a messenger RNA of Carya illinoinensis, 1787 nucleotides long. RefSeq names its product histone-lysine N-methyltransferase ATXR2. NCBI's taxonomy places the organism in Eukaryota, Viridiplantae, Streptophyta, Magnoliopsida, Fagales, Juglandaceae. The record is from RefSeq and is a predicted model, not a curated record. Gene Ontology annotation, molecular function: methyltransferase activity; protein binding. The transcript has 15 exons. The coding region runs from base 107 to 1594 and encodes 495 amino acids.
AAAAAAGCGGCGCCGUUACAAAUGCAAUUGGAGAACUCGGUGCUCUUCUACUCUGCUUGAAGGCCGCGCAGCUCAGAGGCAAACAGUCUUUGCUGUAUCGUUUCAAAUGGAGACAAUCUGCCCAAUAGACACUGCGCUUGCCAGUGAAAUCUCUCACCUUCUCACAUCUCCUUCGCCUCUCCAAGUUCAGGAGUAUUUCGAUAACCUUAUAUCGACGAGAAAAUGCCAUGGUAUCAAAGUGAAACCAAAUGGAGAAUUUGGAAAGGGUGUCUAUGCUGACUUGGACUUCAAGAAAGGGGAACUUGUUUUUAAAGACCAAUUGCUUGUGGGUGCCCAACAUUGUUCAAACAAGAUUGACUGUUUAGUGUGUAGCUUCUGUUUUUGUUUUAUUGGAUCGAUAGAACUUCAAAUUGGAAGGAGACUUUAUUUGCAAGGUCUAGGUGUUUCUAUGAAUCAUGAAUCUGAUAUGGAGACCUUUAAACACAUAUCAAAAGAUUGCAGCAAAACUGAUUCCUACGAUGGAGAAUAUGAUUCCCUUUUGGAAAACCAUGACAACUUGGAAAAUUGUGCUUCUAGCAGUUCCAAACAGAUAUUCACUUUCCCCAAAGAUGUUGUAGAAUCAUUAAUGAAUGGUGAACUGAUUUUGCCUUACUCCAAACAGUUCUCCUUGCCUCCACCUGUUCCAUGUGCUGGUGGAUGUGGAGAAGCUUAUUACUGCAGCAAAUCAUGUGCAGAGGCCGAUUGGGAACUGUCUCAUUCCUUACUUUGCAUUGGGGAGAGGUCAAAAUCAUCAUGUCGGGAGGCACUUAUAAAGUUUAUGCAGCAUGCUAACGAAACAAACGAUAUUUUUCUCGUUGCUGCGAAGGUUAUCUCUUCCACCAUACUAAGGUAUAGGAAACUGAAAGCAACUCAUCUCAAAGAAGACAAUAAGUGUGCCAAACCUAAUGUUUCGGACCAUUCUGAUAUAUCUUUACUGUUGGAGGCAUGGAAGCCAGUUUCAAUGGGACACAAGAGAAGGUGGUGGGACUGCAUUGCAUUGCCAGACGAUGUUGAUUCUUCUGAUGAAUCUGCUUUCAGGAUGCAGAUAAGAGAGCUGGCAUUCACGUCACUACAACUUCUCAAGGCAGCCAUAUUUGACAAGGAAUGUGAGCCAUUGUUUUCCCUGGAGACCUAUGGGCACAUUAUUGGCAUGUUUGAGCUGAAUAAUCUUGAUUUGGUUGUAGCAUCCCCAGUGGAAGAUUACUUUUUAUACAUCGAUGAUCUUCCAUAUACUGAAAAGCAAGAAGCAGAGCAAGUUACGCAACCAUUUCUUGAUGCUCUUGGAGAUGACUAUUCAGUUUGUUGCCAGGGCACCGGCUUUUUUCCUUUGCAAAGUUGUAUGAACCAUUCCUGUUGUCCUAAUGCGAAAGCAUUUAAACGAGAAGAGGAUAGAGAUGGUCAAGCGACAUUAAUUGCACUCGGUCCCAUCAGCAAAGGAGAAGAGGUUACCAUUUCGUAUGUAGAUGAGGACCUUCCAUUGGAAGAGAGGCAGGCAUUGCUUGCUGAUUAUGGUUUCAAAUGCAAGUGCCCCAAGUGUUUACAAGAAGAGACAUGAUCAAGACAUUCCCAAAUUUCAAUCCUAGGAUUCAGUCUUGACACUUGUACUGGAAACAAUAUUAAAUCCUAGGAUUCAGUCUCGAAUAUUUAUUUAAAAAAUUUUAAAGAAUAUAUACUAUGAUAAAGAUCAAAAUGCUUACUUGCAUAUUAUUCCACAUGAAAUAUAUGUAACUUAGGAGAUAAGGCCACAA